AUGGUUCGUCCGCGUCGGAAUACAUUUUAAUUUGAUUUUAUCAUAAUAUUUUUAGAAAUUCUUCAUAGUUCUCUUAUAUGAGUGCAUUUACUAGAUAUUUUAUUUGGUGUCUAUGCAUAUAAAGAAGCAUAUAAAAGUUCACAAGAAAAAUGACACACGUAACAGAUGUGAAAUUUUUGUUCACUAGGUUAUUUGCUUUGAAAAAUGGUUUGAAUAGUACAAGAUUGGGAUUAAGAAGUUUUAGUCAUGAUGCGGAUAGGUCAACACAAGCUUUACCAAAGGAAAGUGUCACUCCUCUUCCUCCUCUAUCAGAACCAAUGUCAAAUUUGCCUCCUGUGGUGUAUUCAUCAUCAAAAUCUGAAGAUGCUCAUACUGAGGUAACAGUUCUUAGCAAUGGAUUAAGGGUGGCAUCUGAAAAAAAGUUCGGCCAGUUCUGUACUGCUGGAGUGGUUAUUGAUUCAGGCCCAAGGUAUGAGGUGUCAUAUCCAAAUGGAAUAUGUCAUUUCCUGGAAAAAUUAAGUUUUGGUGCCACUCAUAAAUUUGCAACUCGUGAUGUAAUGCUUCGUGAGUUGGAAAGACAUGGAGGCAUUUGUGAUUGCCAAGGGUCACGAGAUACAACAGUUUAUGCUACAAGUGCAGACUCUAGAGGCCUUGAAGCAGUAACCCAGGUCUUAGCAGAAGUUACUAUGAGACCACAAUUAUCCUCAGAAGAAAUUGAAGCAGCAAGGCAAGCUGUUGCUUUUGAGUUGGACACAUUAUCCAUGAGACCUGAACAAGAAACUAUUUUAAUGGAUAUGAUUCAUGCUGCUGCCUAUAAAGGAAACACACUUGGACUACCAAAAAUAUGUCCACCAGAAAAUUUAAAUAAAAUUGAUCGCAACAUUAUUCUUAAAUAUUUGAAACAUCACUAUACUCCUAGCAGAAUGGUUGUGGCUGCAGUUGGUGUUGAACAUGCUCCAUUUGUUGAAUUUGUUCAGAAAUAUUUUGUGGACAUGAAGCCCACAUGGCAUAGUGAAGAAAUUGAUAAUAGUGAUCCUGAAGUUGAUAAAUCCAUUGCCCAAUACACUGGAGGCAUACAACAGGAAGAAUGUGAAAUCCCAUUGUAUCCAGGAUCUGAUUUACCAGAAUUAUCGCAUGUUGUUAUUGGAUUAGAAAGUUGCUCACACGGAGACCCUGAUUUCGUCGCGACGUGCGUUUUGAACAUGAUGAUGGGUGGUGGCGGAUCGUUCUCGGCCGGCGGGCCCGGAAAGGGAAUGUAUACGCGCCUCUACACCAACGUGUUAAAUAGAUAUCAUUGGAUGUUCAACGCUACCGCUUACAACCACGCGUACGGCGAUACGGGUCUGUUCUGCGUACAUUCCGCGUCGCCGCCGAACCGCAUCUACGACACCACUAUAGUGAUCGCGCGCGAACUCGCCAAUAUGGCGGGGAAGGUCGGAGAGAACGAGUUGAGGAGAGCAAAGACCCAGUUACAAUCCAUGCUGCUAAUGAACUUGGAAGCCAGACCAGUCGUCUUCGAGGAUGUGGGUCGCCAAGUGCUCGCCACUGGGAAAAGGAAACCACCAUCUUACUUCAUCAAUGAAAUUGAGAAAAUCACGGCCGAGGACGUAGUGCGCGUGGCUCGACGCAUGCUCAACAAGAAGCCCAGUAUAGCGGCACGAGGGAAGCUGGCCCAUCUGCCCACCUUCGACGAAAUCCACGCGAAUAUGGCGCUUACAUCGACAGAAACACCGCAAGGCCGCCGCCUCAACCUGUUCCGCGCUUAGAAUGUACCACUUGGUACACUAUUAUAAUUGAAUUGUUAUUAAAUUAAAUUAGUAUUUCUGCAA
This is a messenger RNA of Chilo suppressalis (striped riceborer), 1829 nucleotides long. NCBI's taxonomy places the organism in Eukaryota, Metazoa, Arthropoda, Insecta, Lepidoptera, Crambidae. The record is from the annotation of a GenBank genome assembly.